GCCGUGAGUAACAAUUUAGAGCCGGAGAAUCGAUUUACAACGACAGUACUGUUACAAGCGUUUCCGCAAGUCAAGUAUAUCAUCGAUUUGACAAACACAGAUCGCUACUACGAUGAGAAGGAAUUCACAAACUUUGGUGUCAAAUAUGAGAAAAUCAUGAUUCCUGGACGGGAAGUCCCUUCCACGGAGUCGGUGAUCAGAUUACAUUUUUCUUUUGUUUCAGAUGACAUCAUAGGAGUUCACUGCACUCAUGGUGUCAAUCGUUCGGGAUACCUAAUUUGUAGGUACCUCGUACAGCAAUUAGGUUGGGAACCAGAAUUUUGUUUGAAAGCAUUCGAGGAGGCUCGUGGCUAUUCGAUCGAGCGUAAAAUCUAUUUAAACGCGUUACAGAAAACGCCACGCGAGAAAAUCGACACGAGUAAGAUCAGCAUGGAAUCGAGCUCGUCAUCGAGCUACGAGUCUUUGAGUAAGAGGAAAUUGUUCAGCCACCCAGCAAGCGGAGGCAGAUUCGGCUUGUACACGAUGGGUCCACCAGGCCUCGUGUCGGCCAGGCGCGGUUUCGCGAAAGACGGUCCAUUCUCGCCGGGACAUUUCGGUUUUGGCGGGCCACCGCCAGGCUUCCGUCCUAUGCCACCUCCACCAGGCAUGCCACCCGUGCCACCGCUACCAGGUCCUCCGCCUAUGUACGGGCCGCGGCCGUUUAGGUACGGACCACCACCGGCACCGUCCAUGCGUCCGCCGCCACCUAGGCCAGGCUUCCCCUUCCUUGGUUUCCCGCCACCAAGACCUCCUCCGACCAUGUUACCUCCACCGAAAAUGCCUCCGCCACCUCCUCCACGCGUGACCUUACAGCAGUUGCAAACGCAGAAGAAGAAGUCGCACAUAAGACACGGCGUCGUGAGUAAAAACCGUGCUGGUGCAAUGAGACAGAAUAGCCAAUUGAGGAGGAUACUGCCAAAGCUGUUGAAAGAACAGGACUUCACGGUAGACACGUUCGAAGAGAAUUUGCUCGCGGUUUCGACUCAGACGAACAGGCGGCCAAACAAAGGAAGAUAUAACCAGAGGAAGUGACAGCGUGCCAUUUAGGAGGCAUGAUAUUACUUAAACGUACAAUAUCCCGUGUAAUUCGCUAUUGCCGAGAUUCGCAGCCUCUUCGAUGGCCAGUUGGCUGUUCGAAGGGCCAAGCAAUCGCGAGAAUGGACAACGGUUACUAACUAGUAAGGUUAGGUAACUAACUAAUUGGUGCCCAUCCUACGCAUCCAUCUCCUUUUUCUCCUCUGUCCACGCAACAUGUUCCUUGACACUAUUUUGAGAAUAACAUUCAUCAUUAAUGAAAAUAAAUGCACUUUGUCGAUAAUAUGAUUAUGAACCAGUCCAUUAUCAUUCACCUUUUAUAAUUGAUCGACUCCACGUCGAGAGGUUAUGGUUUAGUACUUAAUCGACGAUGAGAGAUCGCAAGUGUGCCAUUGUUAAUUCAAGGAUCACGGCUCAGUCUCGUGGUUUCUCGUGGUUAUAGACUGAAAAUAAACACUCCGGGGCAGGUUUGCUCCCUGUACGGUGUUUUCCAACCACUGUUUCAUCUUUAGAUACGAUACAUUCGGACGGCUCGUUAAGUAUAUUGCAUUGUUAACCACUUGCGUUGGAAACACGUGCCAUGCACGUCCAGAUCUUCUGCUACCAAAUUCGCCAACCACGUGUCGGAUACGUCGGUAGGUUGUUGCCGAAAUAAAGAAUGACGUGUGUGUCACGUCGACGGAUUACACCGCGACGCGUAUAGUCAUCGAUAUAGCUGCAAUACAUUUUAUCACGACGCAGGCAAAUCGAUUAAUAAAUUUAUUUUAUUUCAUUAAUUUCUCGGGGAGGCUAAGGGCUACGAAGGAGCCAUCCGCAAAGGCAAAAGAAUAAUCCACAGAGUGCAUGCAAAAUACACGCAGUGGAACCACGUAGAACUUCCAAGAAUCCCUUGCGGAACUACAUAUACCACGCUGUACAAAAUUACUUAAUAAACAAAGCUUUUCGCAUUUGUAUAAAAUUCUUUGCGUAAGACUUUGCCCAGCCUUCUCGUUUCAAGUCACGCCAGCGUGUUAGCAUGGCGUUUUGGCACACGCGUUCGCAGAUUCGUUGCCAGCGCAAGUGGUUAGCAUUGCCACAGUGAUCACCGAUCACCGGUUCUACGAAUUUUUCGAAUUCAUCUCAUCGCUCGUUUCAAUCAUUUUUUCAAAAUCUCAACAGUCGCAAAUAAAUAGCGAGUUUUCUUCUUUUCUGAUCGCAUUCUUUGACAAUUCCUCGUUAUAUCCUAAGAACCAAAUGUUAUUCUUGCCCCCUGAUCGUGUGACAGUUGUUAACACUAAACCUACCACAGUAUGAACGACGAUUCUCCAAUUUUUUAUCGAAAAUUCUGCAUUUAAUGUCAUCGAUUACUCGACUUCUCGAUAUUUCCCUGAAUAUACGUAUAUCAAUUUUUCUGUUUCUUCUUCUCUUCCAUUUCCUUUCAAGCUCUUUCA
Messenger RNA from Eufriesea mexicana, 2504 nucleotides. RefSeq names its product RNA/RNP complex-1-interacting phosphatase. Gene Ontology annotation, biological process: dephosphorylation. NCBI's taxonomy places the organism in Eukaryota, Metazoa, Arthropoda, Insecta, Hymenoptera, Apidae. Gene Ontology annotation, molecular function: polynucleotide 5'-phosphatase activity. The annotation marks the transcript as partial. The record is from RefSeq and is a predicted model, not a curated record. The transcript has 6 exons.